AUCACUUUCUAUGUACAUGUAUAUACAUCAUAACUGUGAAUAUAUAUUUAGUGUCUGUGUUUGUAUAUGUGUACAAAGUGCAUCACAACUCUCAGAGUUCGCGCUUCGAGGCUUGUGUUCCCGGCGUGUGAAAUAUUUUUCGAGUUAAUCGCAACGUACAGCGCGCGCGCGCCUAGUAAAAACAAAAAUCCUGCAUCAGCCGCCUCGCUCCUACACAUCUACAGGCUGCACAGUGCCAUGCAGUUAUAGCUCGAGUGCAUGAUACACAAUUCAUCGUUGUCAGCAGUGCUCAGCCGCAUUUCCGUCUACUCAGCUCGACCCGUCAAAGUGACAAUCCUCCCUCGUUCACCGAGGCAAUUCAUGAUACAUUUUUCGACGUGCUCGCUCGAAAGCAUCGGGCCUAACCUCGCUUCAAAGCAGCUCUAUUAUAUACCUUACUUACAUAUAUAUGUAUGUAUACGCAUAUAUCCUGUGUGUACUGCUCGGCGUAGCAUCUCGUAUUGUCGUAUAGUCAUCGCACAGUUUAUACGUGCAUAUUAGUGCACACAUGUAAGCGCUUGCACACGGACAGCUCGACAAGUUGAGUUUUCUCGAUACUCGACGUCGAGCAAUCAUCAUUGUCGUGCCAACCUUUCGUCUAUUCAACUUGACAAUUACGUUUGGGCAAACUUGUGGACGUACGUGAAUAUCGUUCGUUAGAAAAAAAAAUCAAAAUCCUUUAGCAAUCCAGUGCGGUGCAGUGAUUCAAAACGUUCGAAAUCGCGUGAGCUAGUAUAGAUAUAUACAGUGUACGCUCGUACAUUACAUCUACAUAUAUCUAUAUACAUAUGCGAUAGCAGGGAAUAGUAUACGCGAGGCACAUAGCAGUGGCCUCGUCUCGCUUUCCAAAGGCGCUGCACUCGCUCAGUCAGCUCUACGUACUGUGUACGACUCUCGCGCUGCUGGCUGCUGCCACACCGGAAUGAGCAUCUCUUUCUCUCGUUCCUAUACGUACAGAUACGUUUGUUUUUUCCUUUUUUUUUCCGCUCUCAGCCGUGGCAUCUAUUAACGCGCCUCUUAUCGCGCGACAGACCCAGCCACGAGAGACCCUCGAUGAUAAAAACUGCAUCAUCGUAAAUAAAAACUCGCCACGAAGAGAGAAGGGGGCCAGGUGAGCGCCCUCCGCUCGAAAAUAAACGAGGUUCUACAAUACCUACCUACUCUGCUCUAACCCCCCACUCUCGCUCUCGGCCGAGCUGCUGCUCUAUGCUCAGUGUAUAUAGCCACAGCAUUAGCUUCCGAGCAGUGUUGUACACGUCCAUCGAGUUUUUCGACCUAAAGGGAAUUCUUACUAUUUGUUGUGAUGAAAAGUACAUUUUAAAUUAUGAUUAUUAGUGCAAUGUCAAGGUGUCGCAAGCGUUGGAUUUUACUGUUGAAAUUGGACCGAGGUUGGUAGUAAUAAGUAAGUUAUAGCGUUACUAAAAGUGCGUGUAUGUGUGUGUUUAGUGUUGUUAGUGAAUUAUUUUCUCAGUGUUGAUGUGCUGCUUAAAUUGUUGUUACUAAAUGCUGAGUGAUCAAGAUAUCACUUCACGUGAGGUAGCCACAAAAGGAUAAUGGCCCUUCCACUUCAGCAACAAAUUAGCCAGGCGGCUAUGGCCACUGGCAAGGAUCCUGUGAGCAAUGAUAGACUCCGGGAUGCAUUCAUUCAGGAUUUGCAUCGAUUCCAUGAUACAAGAGGGACUUCUUUUAAGAAACUUCCUAAAAUCGAUGGAAAAGAAGUUGAUUUGUAUAAACUGUAUACAUUAGUCACCGCUAGAAAUGGGUGGAUAUCGGUAAACAAUAAAAAUGAAUGGACGCAACUUUGCGAAGAUUUUCAUCUGCCCAGUGGCUGUGUUAAUAGCGGUGUUGGUCUCAAACAAAUUUAUCUUAGGUACCUAGAUAGAUACGAAAAGGUACAUUUCCUUGGUGAAGAUGGUCAUCAAGCAGACGAUGAUGAUGACGAUUCAAGACAUCGGAAAUGGAAUGCUCGAUCACUUCAUUCCGUACCAUUGACUUACAAUCACAAUCAACAUAAUAUAGCUGAAUCUCUUCGUGAAUAUAAUGGCUUGUCGUCGAAUCUCUACAAACCAACAUCCUACGAUAAACUGGCACUUUCGUUGCUUUCGCCUUUGCCGAACGAGCAAGACUUUGCUAUUAAUGUAUGCAACCUAUUAUCGAGCGAGGGCAAACACUUACUUAGGCUCGAUCGCUAUCCACGAAUUAUCAAUCACCUAUUGGCUCAUGCGGGUGUCUACGAUUCGCCAGGCACGAGACAAUUAUUCGUGGAAAGCUACUCGAAAGUCCGAAACUACUCAAUCAACUCGUUUUGGCACGAUGUUGUAGAGGAUGGUAAUCUACUUCAGCUAACCGACGAAAGAAUUUACAUGAAGAAAAGUGAAAAAGAUUCCGGGAAGAAAGUUUUUGGUUGGAGGAAAUUCAACGAUCCUAUAUCGACCAGUAUCGAAAGCACCGAGCAAGGUUCGAUCGAUCUUGACGAUGCUUCUAUGGACAUAGAAAGGGAUCUUAAUAACGACAUUGAAAUAAUUUCUGAGCAUCUUGCGCCUCACUUACAAACCGAUGUUGUAGCGGCACUCAGAGAACGCGCUGCUAGCACCAUCAAAUUUGAUGACGAUGAUCGGGAAUUGUUUUGUGUUGGUCGAACACUUGGCACUCAAGACCUUUAUGGUCAAAGAGUUCUGCAAAUAGCUACUAUACUUCGUAAUCUCAGUUUUACCACGGAAAAUGCUCCUGUUCUGGCCAAAAAUAUAUCUUUGCUACGUUUCGUCAUGCUGUGUGUCAGAGCAAGUUGGAAUUGUCUUCAUCAAUUAGGGUUCGAUACAUUUGGAAACAUCGCCAACGAAAUAGUACUGCGAGAAGUUGGCGAGAAUAUGUCGAAAAUGGUACUAGAAAGUAUAACCAAAGGUAUCCACUCUCAGGACAGAUUUAUAGUCAUAAGUUGUUUGGACGUCCUAAACAAAAUCAGUCAACAAGACGCUAACGAAGAAAUGCUCACACUUAGUCUAGAUGAUCAGGUGUACGAGACUAUAUGCAGGUUCUUGGCUUUGAGCGACAUAGCUUUGUUAGUUUAUACUCUCGAAUGCCUCUAUGCUUUGACCUCGCUGGGUGAGCGUCCUUGCACGAGUGUUUCUAGAGUCAGAGGAGCUAUCGAUACGCUCGUAGCGCUUGUUACUGUGGAAGCUCAAAGUUACGGACCUAAAGCAUGUAUACUCAUGAAGGUAGUCGAAACGGUGUCGUCUGUACCAGCAAGCUCGCAACCACAGACACCAUCGACGCCUCAAACUCCUCAGGCUACAAUAGGUCAGCAUGGCCCGUCACCUCAUUCACAACAAGUGGUUACGGUGCCCGUACAACACAGUACCGUGCCAGCGGCUCCGACGGCUAUAAGUGUGAGUUCUAACAGUAGCCCUUCACCUACGCCUCACCAAACGAUAUCAGUUUCGUCGUUGAUUGCUUCUCAGCAGCAACACAUGGCUGUUAAGACAGUGCCUCAGCAACAGGUUACGAAUACAGCAACUGUUACUCAACCGUCAACGCAACAAGUGCACCAAGUACAAACGACGACGCCGAUUAAAAAUAGUAACACUGCCAAUAAUUCUAGACCCUCCACGCCCAAAAAUACGGCUGCAGCAAAAGCAGCAGCUUCUGCUCAACAGCAACAAUAUUCCCAUCGGCAAGUUAUUGAAGAAAAUGACCAAUUUGCCGUCAACUUUCUUCGAGCUAAUUAUGAACCCGCUGUGGGAGGAAAAGUUGAACAAGAAGAAGUUUAUAAAAAAUAUUUUAGCUUUUGCACGCAAUCGGGAAGAAGAGGUGUCAUUGCUCCCGCACAUUUUCCAAGAUGUGUAAAAUCGGUAUUUGGUGGAAUAAAUUCUGGAAGCGAAGGUAUCAACAAUUCUAAGUAUUACGAAGGAAUCUCUGUUCGAGCUAAUCCCAAUCCAGUUGUGGUAUGUGCAAGUACUUCUACAAUUAAUAACGCAGUUGGUACAGCUACAACUUCGAACAAUGCUGUAUCGACGUCUACGAUGACAACAACAACGCCAGUUAAGGUUUCUGUAGCUCACCCACAUCUCAGUCAUGCACUACUUGCAAGUGGUACUCAACAACCAGUUGUUUCAUCAACUCAACCACAACAACCACAAACUGUUCAAGUAAUUUUGAAAGAAGACCCAAUCAGAAGUGGUAACGCAACAUCAUCGAGCAUAAUAAAAAGCCUGUUGGCAACUAAGGUAACAGUUGGAAAUGAGUGUGUGCAAUCUUCCAAUACUACAACAACAGCCAGCAUCAGUGCCAACCAGCUACUAACUGCCGGCCAGGUGGCCCAACGACAGCAACAGCAACAGCAAUUGAAACAGAGACAGCAACAGCUUCAGCAAGUCCAAACUAUUGGUACUACACCAUUGAAAAUAAUUAGUGUAAAACCCAAUAAGACAGUGGUUGCAGUAAAAAAAGUUCAGAGAUUAAAUGGAGCUAAAUUAAUGGUGUCAAACAAUGGAGAAAAAAUUGAAGCUAUGGAGGUUGAUAACGGUAAUCAAUCACCUCAAUUGUUUGUUUCUUCGACGGAUUCUAAUCAUAUUAUUCUACGUCAAUCAAGUGCAAACAUUAAUGCGAACAAAAUCCAAAAUACACCAGUCAUAGAAGAUUCUGAUUCGACAAAUAAUUCUCUAGCAUCCUCUAGUGGUAUCGGUGGAAGUCGUGAUUGUUCAGGAGUAGGCACUCAGGAAGAAAAUUCUCUCACUUCAUUUGAAGGUAUACUUCUUAAUGGUGCUCCAAGUAAUUUAGAUAUAGAUGCUCAAGAAGAUGGUUCGUCCAAAGAUUCCAAUUGUGCAGGGUUUAAAGAUAAAUCUGCUCAAAGUGUAAUGCUUGCUGAUUUGUUGGAAAGAAAAUCAGAAAAAGAACUUAUACCCAACGGAACUAUUGGAACUAAAGAUCUCGUAGAGAAUCAUAUAAAGAAGGUACGGGCCCUUAGAGAAUCCGAUGUUAAAAUUAAAAGAGAAGUCAUUGAGGAUAAUGCUGAAUCUGCUCCUCGUUUGGUUAUGAAACGUGCAUUGUCAGCAGAUUGUUCGGAACCUAAGGGUUUGAAUAAUUGUAAAAAAUCAAAGUAUGCUAAUGGUACAUCAUCUCCUGAAAGUACUAUUAAAGCUGAAGAUGCCGAAGAAGAAAAGGUAACUGUAUCAUCUACUGCGGCCAAUUUAUAUGCUGCACUUGCUGCUGAUAUAAUUGAAGACGAGGCAGAUUUAAUAGAAGAGCCUACCGCUAAACCAGAAAUUAAACCAGAAAUCAAAACUGAAAUUAAACAGGAAAUUAAAGAAGAACCGCCUAAAAGUGUUGCAAAAGUUACCUCAGCAGUUGGUUCAGUUAAUGUAAUUCAAGCUGCAGCAUCUGAACAAUCUCAGCAGUUACAGCAACAAGUUCAAGUUCAUACUGCAGCACAAAAAAUCGGUAUAACUCGUGAACAACUUCAACAGCAGCUUCAACAACAGGGUUUAAUCGUCCCUCGACAAAUUGUUGUUCAACAAAAUAUAGGCACAGGUAACAAUCAAAUUGUAGCAGUUCCUGCCAGUGCACUUGCAAAUGUCCGUACACAAAAUUCUCAAUCGCAACAGCAGCAAGUACUUCAAGUACCACAAAGUGCUGUGGGUCAGACGCAUUACGUGAUAUCUGGUGGUGGUGGUCAAAAUUAUGUUUUAGCACAGCCCCAGACAGCAUUGUUACAAGGACAGCCUCAAACUGUAUUGGUAGCUCAGCAACAAGGUACAAAUACUAAAACUAUCAUUAUUUUACAACCGCAAACAUCGUCACCGGCGCAGGCCCAAAAAAUGGUUGCUGUGACGCCACAGGGUCAGCAAAUUGUUGUUACUCAGGUACCUCGAGCAGCUAUACAAGGCUCGACUGUGGCUAAUAUACAAUCGCCGUUAGUUUCAUCUGCUGGAACUAUUGUCGUUAACAGCCCAAACGUAGUUCAGCAAGUUACUCAAAUGGUCCAGCAACAAGUUAAGACUAAUUCAUUACCGGUACAAAUGACAACGCAACAACCUUCCAGUCCCAUGCCCGUGCGUGUUGUUACUCCUACACCUGCUCCGAUACCGACACCACCAACGUCGAGACCUACUACACCUUUACAACAGCAAACAACUGUUGUCAAUGCCACGAAAAUUCAACAAAUUCCAAAAGAAAUAAAAAAAGAAGAAACCGAAAAAACACCUAGUAAAUCGGAAAAAAGUGUUCCACAGAAUAAUUUAUCUUCGACGACUUCUUCAACGACGACGACAACGGCGACAGCAGCGACAGCAGCGACGGUGACGACAACGACGACGACGACGACGACAACGACGACGAACGCGAAUUCAACUAGCAACAAUAAUGCAAGAGGUCAAACUCCUACUCCACCUAGCAAUACACCAAAAACCAUCACUAUUAAAAUUGAUCCUAACAAAUUUCUUUGUGAAUGGAGAGGCUGCUUGAAGCAAUUCAAGACACCUAAACAAGUUUAUAUGCACGUGUGUGAAGCUCACUGUCCCAGUGGUAACGAUGAAACUAUCUGUCAGUGGGCUAGUUGCGAUGCUUUAAAACGCCGAAGAUUUUCUCUAAUGACACAUUUGUACGAUCGACACUGUUGCGACGAGAUAAUGCUUGCUAGAAGAAAGCAAUUAACAUUGUCAGGUAAGACGGAAGUUUCGACGACUACGGCACCGCUAACGCCGCCUGUCAAUUCUGGUUACGCACCAAACGCUGCUAUACAUGCCAUCAAAAGGCAUGCGUUGGAAUUCGUAAAUCCUAAGGAAUUAUUGCAAAGGCCGUCGAAGCCAGCUGCAGCCACUACUAGCUCCUCUUCCCCCAGACCCGGACAAAAUCCUUCGCCGGAACAGGAUGACAAUGAAGGACCCGUCACAAAAAGUAUUCGUUUAACAGCAGCCCUUAUUCUGCGAAACCUAGUCAUAUAUUCUGCACACGGUAGAAGACAUCUAAGAGCAUACGAACCUCAUUUAGCUGGCGUAGCACUUAGCAAAGUGGAAUCUUCUAGAACUAUUGCCCAAGUUUUAUACGAUUUGAAUGAUCAGAGCAGCAGUGGUCACAGGUGACCACAGUAAAAAAUUCAGACUCAAUAAAAUUUAAAAAAGCUUGAACAGUUAUUAAUUAUAACAAUGUAACGAAGAUAAAUGAGAGCUAAAGAUACACUUUCUUUAAGAUAUUAGAAAUUUACACAAUUUAAAAUGACAAUUGAAUACAUCAAGAAUAUAUUUAAAUUCAAUGUAUUUGUGAUUAAAAUCUGAAUGUCCAAAGGCUCCAUAAGUUUGAAUAUGUAAAAUUUUUAAGGAAAUCCAAAACGCACUGAAAAGUAAAGGCCUAUGAACUUAUAAUUGGCAAAUUGAUUUGCCAAUAACAUAACACGAAAGAACUCAUAAAAAUCAAUAAAUAGAGAAGACGAAAUGCAUGUCUUUAUGUUAAAGGGAUGUUGUUUAGUAUAGACAGAAAUUCGCCUGGUGAUUGUACUCGGACACUUUUAGUAGAAAACGAAAGAUGAAAUAACCAAGAUACCUCUUAUUUAUUUUCUCAGUGAAAUGCAACAGAUAAAGAUUACAUGUGUAUAAAAUGGAUAAAGACAAAUAUUAAAAAAAACAUAGUGGAUAAUUGAAGAUAUUUCGCUAUGAAGUGUUGUAGAUAAGUAAUUACAAUUAAUGUUACUUCAUUUGUACGAAUUGCGUUUUUUUGUAAUUCAUUCGUUUAAUUCUUUUUUCAUUUGCGGUCACAGGAAAAAGAAUUAAAUAUAUGAUCUUUUUUUAUUCUAUGUUUUUUUAGAAAGUGUAGAAUUUGGCUUGAAAAAUUGCAUUCUACAAUCUUACAUGUAAGAUGCUUCUCUUUUUUGUUUUAUUAUUUUAUAUUAUGAAUAAGUGCGAUUCAACAUGAAAUCCGUAAGAAGAGAAGUAAUUCAUUUUCUAUAUCCAUCUUCCAUGUUAUUUAGAUAGUAAUUGAGCUCUAGCUUGAACGUAUUCCUAACGGAUAUGUAAAUAUCUUUACAUUUUUGAUUUAUUUUGCAACGUCAUAAGAUGAUGUGUUUAAUGUAUUUAAUCAGCUACAAAUUUUGACAAGUACAUUCGAGAAUAAUCAGAUAAUAUAGGUUUAAUUAGGACUUUUCGAUCAUUUUUUCUAGAGUUUACACGAAAAUGACACAUUGCAUUUAUGUAAUUAUCAGUUUUAUUUUUUUAGUUCUUGAUAGAGUAUUGCGAAUUGAAUCGUGUGAAUUGCGUGAAAUAAAGCAUGUAAUAAAUAACCUUGUAAAAAGAAAUAUAUUUAAAGACUUCAUUAUUAUAGGGAAUAAACUAACAUUUAACAUUUUGCAAAAAAGAUUUACAAACUUGUAAAUACUAUCAAUGUUAGUUACUAAAAACAUUACAAAUGUGUACAUUUUUCUCAGAAGUCAACGCAGUAAAUUAUAGCUUAUUUAUAAAAUUGUGAAAAAACAAAUGGUAACUGAUAACUAUAAUUACUUUGUAUUGUACAAAAAUAAAAUGUCAUUCUACUUAAGUAGUUAAUGAAAAUUUAAAUGUUUUUAAAAAAACAAUUGUAAAAAUAUAAAUUAAGACUUACUCAAUUGAAGAGCGAAGAUCAACCACGAAUUUUUCGCGGAUCUCAAUCAUGUAUUUUAUAUGCAAAAAUGAAAGUGUAGAAUAUAAAAAAAAAAUUUCGGGAUACCUUAAUUUUUUUUAGUAAUUCUUUGAAAUUGUUUCAUAGUUCUUCUUGAUUGCAUGAAUUAAAUUUCAUGGAUUCACUAACAUGAAAAAGCCUCUGCCGGUGAUUGACUUCAUCCGACGAUAUCAAAGUUACUUUUUAUUUCUGUAAUGUUACAAAUAAAAAACUGUGCUUUGAAAAAAAGACAUGGCAAAAUGAUUAAUUGUAUUCACUUUAUAUUAAAUAAAGACAUUAAUGUAUUUCUCUAA
Molecule: messenger RNA, 8972 nt
Organism: Trichogramma pretiosum
Lineage: Eukaryota; Metazoa; Arthropoda; Insecta; Hymenoptera; Trichogrammatidae
Gene: Bap170
Product: serine-rich adhesin for platelets
Exons: 16
Coding region: 1593-7115 (1840 amino acids)
Biological process (GO): regulation of DNA-templated transcription
Cellular component (GO): SWI/SNF superfamily-type complex
Molecular function (GO): DNA binding
Source: RefSeq, a predicted model, not a curated record